AUGUUUAGGGAGAUUUCGUCGUUGUUCGCGAAUUGGUUUUGGAAACUGAAACAGUGGAAGAUUGAUGCUCAUCGCAGGCAAUGUAUUUAUCACUGGAAGAGAGCAAAUGUAGGUGGAGAGGAAAAUAGCUCUAGACUGAGAUCUCUGCGUCAUAAAUUGACUGAUAGAAGAACAGCCAGCGACAGGUUUUCUCACCUUCAGGCUUCGAGGAUUGAUCAUGAACGAGGGAGCUUCGAGUUCACCAGAUGCGAUGAUGAUAAUGAUGAUAAUGACAAAGAUGUGGAAAGAGAAUCGUCUACUCCAUUGCACUUACCAUCGUGAUACAAUUGGUUUGCUCGCUGGCUCCACCAUUAUGCUUCUCACUGUAAUCUGGGUGACCUUCGUGAUACAAUUGCUGUAAAUAACCAAGACACUAAACGCUCAAGUCUCAAAGGCGAGAAGACAAAAGUUUUAAACAUAUGCAGAAGCUUUCCAUGACAAACAAAGGAGUCUAUCGGCCGAAAAGUAAACGGAUGUAUGCAGCGGCUUCCCUAUAUUUGCAAGGAAGUAGGAUUCUUGCAACUAUAGAAGAAGAUUUGAUAGACAAUCAUCGAAAUUUACUGAAAGAAAGUGCAUAUAUUAGCAUCAAUGCUUUUAUGCUGAAAGAAUACUCUGGAGAGUACAGAACCUCUCCCUUGCCAGUGAAGUUGAUAUUUCUUCGGACAAGUAAAACCAAACCAGCUGUAGGGUUUCCGCCAGAAUUGCCAGAACAAUAUUUUGCUGAUUUCUCUGAAGUUUUGGAUGGAAAGCUUAACAAAGACAUUUUGAUUGAUGUCAUUGGCCAAGUAUUGAACGUGGGUUCAAAAGAAAAUGUUCAAAUGAGAGGAAAGAAUGUGUCAAAUACAAAAUUGGAACUCAUCCUUAGAGAUGCCAAGUAAGUGUAAAUUUUAUUAUUUUGUUUCAUAUAUGCUCCACUAAAAUACUUAUCAAUUUGAAAAUCAUCAAAAAAUCUACUUCAAGUGAUUUGCGUUUGAUAUGUACUUUGUGGGGGGAUUACGCAAACAAAGUGUAUGAUUAUACUGAACAACACAAUGGAUCACCAAUAAUAUGUGUUCAUAGGUUUGUUAUCAUCAAGACAUACAAAGGAAAUGUAUUUGUGCAAAAUUCUUUUAAAGCAACACAACUACUCUUCGAUCCAACAACCACAUAUGUUGAGAAUUUCAAAUCAAAGUUGCCAGCAUUAAAUCAAAUGAUCACACAUAUUGAUAGCAGCCAAUUAUCAUUUGGUUCUUCAAUUGAUAUGCAUGGAGAGUUUUUUUCGAAGAACAAACGAAAAUCUCUUUACGGAAUUCUUCAAUCUAAUGAGGCCGGUAAAGUCGUGACUUCUGCCAGGGUUUAAGCUAUUGAUAAUCCAAAACAGUGGUAUUACUUAGCUUGCAAAACCUGUGGUUUGAAGGUUCAACAAUAUGGUGAAGAUUCUGAUGAUGUGGAUAGGAAGCCCCUUUUCAAUUGCAAGACAUGUGGUGAUAUUGAAGAUGUGUUUCCCAAGUAUUAUCUGAUUUUACGUGUAUCAGACGAUUUAUAUUCAGAAACCAGAUUUCUGUUAUUUGAUAAACUUGCAGCAAAAUUGAUUCAAACUUCUGCUACUGACCUUUUCGAAAAAUAUUCUGAGGAAGAUCCAGAAUUUCUACCUUCUGAACUUAAAAUCAUUGUUAGAAAGAAGUUUCUAUUCAAAACCACCAUGGAAGACAGAGCCAAAAAGGUUAAUAAUUCUCCAUAUACUGUUGAGCUAUUUUGGGAUGAUGAGGAAGAAAUUAAGCUUUUCGAGACUCAAUCUUUCACAGAGAAUAUGACGAUGGCAGGGUUUCAAAGGCAGUUGGAGAUAUUUCGGGGAACAUGCAGUCAGCAACCAGCAGUAUGCCUUCAGGGAAAGCGCUGAUGUAUUCCGGUUCAUUUCUCGCAAGUGGUGUUUUCUUCAUCUUCAUCGCCUUCACCAUGUUUCUUCUGGUUAUGGUGCUUAUGCCACAGAAAUUCGCCAAUUGUUUCACCCUUGGAUGUGGAUUUAUCAUCGGAUCAUUCUUCGCACUUCCUAGCCCACAAAAUCAGCUCGCAUCCAUGUCAUCGAUGGAGGUAGUGCACUACAUUGUUUAUCAAAUGUGUCGUGCCUUAUAUCAAAUACUUAUCUACUUCUCCAGAGGUUCCCUUUGACCAUAGGUUUCAUUGCCACCAUGGUUGGUACCGUAUACGCAUCGAUGGAUCUCUGUGUUAAAGAUCAGAAUUAUGUCACCAAGAAGAUGGUUAGUUAUUAUAUGGUCCGUAAACAAGUCUGCCAAAACAUUCGACAAAUGGAAAACAAUUAAAUUCAUUGUCGUGAAAUUAUAUUUCAUCAAAUAAACUGCUGCAGGAUGACAUUCUUGUUUAAAAGUAGGAUCAACUAAAAAGUCUGGCAAUAUUUUAUGAGUAAACAAGUUUGGGAUGUUGAUUUA
Messenger RNA from Thlaspi arvense, 2465 nucleotides. Lineage: Eukaryota; Viridiplantae; Streptophyta; Magnoliopsida; Brassicales; Brassicaceae. The record is from the annotation of a GenBank genome assembly.